This is a messenger RNA of Bradysia coprophila, 2527 nucleotides long. It is a transcript of the gene Aldh-III, whose product is annotated as Aldehyde dehydrogenase type III. Gene Ontology annotation, cellular component: cytoplasm. Gene Ontology annotation, molecular function: aldehyde dehydrogenase (NAD+) activity. The record is from RefSeq and is a predicted model, not a curated record. Lineage: Eukaryota; Metazoa; Arthropoda; Insecta; Diptera; Sciaridae. Gene Ontology annotation, biological process: aldehyde metabolic process.
AUUCAUUGAUUGACGAGCGACAAUAUCAGUUGAAUAGACUAACACCGUCUUCAACGACACAACCUGAGUGUGCAGUUCAAAUUAUACGGUUGAUAAAAAUAAAACCUCUUGAUUGGUUGAUUAGUGAAAAGAAAAGUGAUAGACAGAAAUCAUCUGUGUGUUAAGAAUUGUUGAAAUGUGUAACUAGGGCAGUUUUGAGAGGAAUUAGAAUUCGUUUAGUGACCACUCCAAUUGCACCCAAUUGAUCAGUGUCUCAUAAAUUUGAAGUUUCACGUGUAACAGACAUAACAAAACGAGAUAUAAGUAAGAGAGUGAAAGUAAUUAACCGAAGAUAAUUCACAAUUAUUUACGAUGACGGAAACUGUCGCUACUGAAACGCUCAUAUUUGGCGAGAUUCCGGAUGGCAGUGACAAUUUAUAUCGAUUGAAAAAUAUUGAUAAAUUGAAAGAUGAUGGUACGUCGGUUAGUUUAUCAGAAAAUGAGAAAAGCGAAACUGUUACCGGUCAACCGAUCUGUAAUGGCAAUGGUAAACCGAACGGGCAAAUAAUUUAUCAAAAUGGACAUGCAAAAUCGGAUGCGGCUGUUAUCGAUAUAGUUGAUGAUGGAAACUUUGUGAAUGGUAAAACAAUGACCAACUACGAAGAGAUAGUUCAAACUGCGAGAGCAGCAUUUGCCACAGGGAAAACACGCAAUGUAGAGUUCAGAGAACGGCAGCUCAAGCAGCUGAUGCGUAUGUACGAGGAGAACACCACUGAAAUGUGUGACGCCUUGGCAUCCGACUUAAGGAAACACAAACAGGAAGCCAUUGUCUUAGAAGUGGAAUUUUUGAAAAAUGAUCUUCGACACACACUUAUGAGCCUGCGAGAGUGGUGUAAACCAGAAGAGCCAGAAAAAUCGUUUGUUAACCUAAUGGACAAAGUACGGAUCUACAAAGAUCCCUAUGGUGUUGCUCUUGUCAUGGGCGCUUGGAAUUAUCCGAUGCAAUUGACCUUGCUACCGGUCGGUGCAGCUAUUGCAGCUGGUAAUUGUGUUAUAGUAAAGCCGAGUGAAGUUGCGCCAGCCACUGCUAAGUUUAUAGCUGAAACCUUGCCAAAGUAUAUUGAUAAUGAAUGUUACCAAGUCGUCCUCGGCGGAAUACCGGAAACAACUGAACUGCUCAAGCAGCGUUUCGACUAUAUUUUCUACACUGGAUCAACACGAGUCGGACAAAUCAUACAUCAGGCUGCCAAUAAAUACUUAACUCCAGUCACGUUAGAAUUAGGCGGUAAAAGUCCUUGCUACAUUGAUAACACAGCCGACAUUUCAAUUACGACAAAAAGAGUUUUGUGGGGUAAACUUGUUAAUGUCGGUCAAACGUGCAUCGCACCCGAUUACAUUUUGUGCACCAAAGAAGUGCAGACGAAAUUCGUUGAAGAAGCCAAGAAAGUGCUGGACGAAUGGUAUGGCAAGAAUCCACAAGAAAGUCCCGAUUUGUGUCGAAUUGUGAAUCAAACCAAUUUCCAUCGCUUAACAACCCUUCUAAAGUCUGGAAAUGUCGCGAUUGGUGGAAGGAGUGAUGUUCAAGACCUGUACAUCGAACCAACCAUUCUAAUUGAUGUCAAACCAACCGAUCCGGUUAUGCAAGAGGAAAUAUUUGGACCAAUUUUACCCAUUGUUAACAUUGACAAUGCCUACGACGCUAUCAAAUUCAUAAACUCCAGGGAGAAACCUCUUGCUCUGUAUAUAUUCAGCAAGAAAGUUGACGAUAGAGACACCAUUUUGAAUAAUACAUCUUGUGGUGGAAUCUCUGUGAACGAUAUUGGUGUGCAUUUAGCAGUUGACUCGCUACCGUUCGGAGGUGUUGGCAACAGUGGAAUAGGCGCCUAUCACGGAAAAUAUUCCUUCGAUUCGUUUACCCAUAAGAAAUCCUGUUUGAUAAAGAGUUUCAAUUCGCUGGGAGAGAAUUUGGCAUCAUCACGGUAUCCACCGUAUUCGGAAAAGAAGACCAACUUGCUGACACUGCUGUUGAAGAAACGCAGCGGCCUGCCGACGAAAUAUUUGUCGUACAUUCUGUUCUUUGGAUUGGGUGUGGGCACCACCUUUUUGAUCAACGCUUUGACCAAGACGGACGAUAACUAGAGCGAAAUGUACCUUUUAAACUGCCUACUAUCAACAUUCCAGUGCGCAUUUCAACACAAAUACUAAGUUGUGUUUCGCUUAGUUUAUACACUUGAAGAAAACCAAAAUGAUUUACCGUCAAGCCUGCGCGCAUGAUCAUUUACAUUACUAAUUUAAGAUAACACCAUGUGGUUUAGACGACAACUGGAUGCAUUUUCUAUGAAAAGGUUUUCACUUUUGGAUAACUAAUGGCUAAUUUUCGUGAUUUUUUAGUAAAAGAAAGACAAAAACAAAAUUCUGGUCGAAGUUUUGUGAAGUUUCGAUGCAUUCGAAACAACGAUAAAGAGUCAUCUUCGAUAGGUUGUAAGGAGGAAAUGUUAUUGAUAUUAUUGAAAUCUUCUAUUAAACGUUAUAACGGUUUAUGAUAAAA